This is a messenger RNA of Durusdinium trenchii, 4120 nucleotides long. The record is from the annotation of a GenBank genome assembly. Lineage: Eukaryota; Dinophyceae; Suessiales; Symbiodiniaceae.
CAACAACUUCACGCACAAUCUCGCCCCACGGAUGUUGGCAAAGAUGGACGCCUGCUUUUCAGUGGUACUUCGGCACAGAAGUCUAGCUGGACUGGGCAGGGCUGGUCACCACUGCAGCUUUGGAAGAGGCCCACCUUCCCAGAAAGUUUGAAGCUUGAGUUCUUAGGAAGAAACUUCUACAACGAGUUCAUUGUACGCUUCUUUGGCGUUCUUUACUUGACCGCGGGGACCUCAUUCAAAGUGUUCAAGCAAAGGGCACUUGCCCGAGUUAUUCUCUGGAAGCGUGUGUCCGGAACAUGAAACAAACUCCUUGCCAGGAUCCAGGUUGAUCUUCCAAAUCCAGAAAUUUCAGGAAUCUUUAGACAGUAUUGACAAUUGGCCAAUGUCAAGGCUAGUUUACAAGAACCUAAAGGGCAUUGUGGAUCUUUGGUCAUGUCUUCUGUUCAUACUGCACCCGCUCAGUACCAACUCUGACUCAUUGAGCAGCAAGCCAGAGCAGCAGCAUGUCUGCGUAGACUGCAUUGACUUGCUGUUUUGUGGAUUUCCUUGCCUCGGUUUGUCUCCAUUGAAGCAACAGCCGCUACGCUUCCAACCGGCCCAACAGAGCACUACAGCUGAUGUUUUCUAUGGCCUGUUGCCCCUGAGCUGACUGCGUAUUGCAGAAGCGGAAAGUUGACGACAAGGUCUGCCCUUGUGACACCACGUGCCAUGGUCAAAGCGAAGAAAUGUUAUUUUCAUUGCGUCUUCGUUUUUUGCCGGGGCUUGUCGUGAAUGCGAAUGACAUAUGUCCAGGUGUCUCAGAAGAUGCUUGGGGGGGAAGUGCAGUCAGCCCUUUUUUCUGAGGGGAAGGCCAUCUAACCAUCACCACAUAUCACCACUGGUUUUGACAAUGGCAUUUGCCCCAAUCACUCUCUUACUGCACCUCAUUAGGUCGCUGAGCAAUCCGCAUGGGUAAAGGAUGUUUGCCCAGUGUGUGGUAGUCUAUUUCGCCGCCGAAGCAAAUUUUGGAACGCAACGAUGCUUUCACCUUUGCAUGGUACAUGUGACUUAUUACUUGGAGUGAGUGGUAAAGGCCAAGACGGCGAGAAGUGCGCGGUUGCUUGGUUUGUGUUUUCUUCUCAAGGUCGACAUCGCGCGACAGCCAGUGCAGUGUUGCAGGAUGUAGCGCUUUGGCUGAUACCUGCGCUCCUGCAAGUCUUCAAUCUCAUGCGGGGCUGGACGUCCUUUUGGCGUGGCUAUGUCCGAACUAAUCACUUUCAUGGACUUUCUUGUCUGUCCCCCUCGUUCACAUAGUUAUGUCUCAGCUGUCUGCCGCAUUUUUUGAGCCUCUGCCACUGGCGCGUCGGGCUAGUCCUGAUGCAGUGGACGCUACACCUGCGGAGUUUGCAGGUGUGUUUCGCGCCGGCCGCGAAGGCUAGGCUCCCACGCGUAGCGUGAAACAUUCCAGCCGGACUGAGUGCCUUUGCAAUUCGAUCCUCCGAAGAAUCCAGCGCCCCUGUUUUGCAAACGCUUGGAUUCCCUGGAAGCCUUGGAAACCAGCAACAAGUUGGAUGCAAUGCUGCAUCAUGUGUUGGGCCUUGCUUGCUUCGGCCAGGCGCAUUGAAGUGGUGCACAAUGUGAAGAUCAAAGGCCCCAAUCUGAUGCCAGGCGGUGCGUCGAUCAUUUCCAACCAAACACUGAAGAUGAGCAAGGCGGGUGAAGUUUUGUAGGGUUGUGCCACUGAACACCUGAAGGCAUGAAGCCGGAUGAAAAAUAAGCGCCUUUGGUGGCAGGGUCUUCAGAACACACAUGAAUACCUACCAGUACCUACAAGGCAUUUGAUAUGUGUGUUUGCUCUAAACUUGCAAACUCUAAAGUGGCCCGGGGACGUAAACUUUCCAGCACGUGAUGACUAGGGAAUCUCACGCAGUUCCGUGUGAUGUAGGGCUGGGGCGCAUCCCCCGCCUCAAUGGAAGGAGAAGGCACAGGUCCUAGCUCAUUAGAUUUCAGACUGUGUUUGGUUGAGACCUGUUUUGUGACCUCGGCUUUGACUUCUCAACGCUGGUAAGAGAAGACGGCAAACAUCUGAAUGCCUCAAAGAUCUCCAGAUAUAUCUCUGAUCAACUUGGAUUUUUUUAGCCCAGCCGGCUUGGGGGACGUUUCCGGACACACAAGACCGACAACCACUCGCGCUUCUGUUAGGGCAAAGCACCAGACUUAAAACACACGUUAUGCCUGGAACUUCUUGAGGCCUUUCGUCCUUUUCUUCUCUUCUUUCAAACCUUUAGUUUGUAAUUGCAUUUCUUAUGAUGUCUUCAUUUGUUGUUAGGUCAUUUUUUGGAGACCGGCCCUAGCAGAGGCUGGUGACGGGUGCAUUUUUUGUCUAUCAUUUAUCAUAAGGAAGCGUCCGGAAUGCACCGUUCAUUUUGGAGGGAACGUACCUGGGAUAUUCACCGCAGAUCAGUUGCAGAUCCGCCUUGCAAGGUGAGCGAUCGACCAGAGGGCGGCGUGAAACGCUCCAGGCCAGAGGCGCCCUGUGCUGCUGAAGCCGCGGAAGCUGUGGCCGAGCACGCCGAGCGCGCCGGCUACGCCGCCGCCGCGGCAAGUGAGCGCGCCGCAGUCUGGGAGUUUCGGGUGAAAGAUGGGUUCAAAGCCUUUGAUGCGACAUGCCAGGGGCUGGUCGAAAGCUUGUAUCAAGCCUUCCUGGCUGGUGGCGACCGCCUCGGGCACGUACCUUUUGGCAAACAGACCAUCCUCGUUGACUUCAUUGACAUGAAGCAACGCCUGGAAGGAGGUGCUCGCGAACGACAAGUGCGGCGAGCCUGGCGGUAAAAAGGAAAUUGAGCCGAUUCUUUGCUAUUAGUCUUGCUACUAGUAGCUUCUUGUUACUACUAGUAAGGCACUUGUUACUAGAAGCGAUGCACUUGUUUCUACUAGCUAGGUUGGAGGCCAUCUAUUGCCUAUUGCUAUGAGGUUGGCUGAAGUACGGGGUCCAAACGACUUCGACGCUGUGACUUCACCGUUUGGACCGUUUGGACUUUUGUUUCGAUGACCGUUUGCACGCGGAACAUGACAGUAUGGUGAACACUUGGCAUUCUCGGUGAUUCUGCUUCGGUCAUUUUCUUGCCACAUGCCACAUGGCACAUCGUGUCAUGAGGUUUUGUGAGACAAAGUAUCAGAAGGAUAAGAAUCUUGGCAACAAGACUUUAUCGCAGACAUGCACCCAAUCAACUUUUUUUCUGCUCACGGUCACACGAAAGGGAUGCAUAUCUACCUUUCUCAAGACGAAGAUGGUGUUGGCUCACCUCGUAAAUCCGGCCAUGGUCGCGCAUGGCCAAGGACGGUAGAUGUGGAUGUAGGUAGAUUGGCUUCAGAGUUUAGACGUAUAGAUGUCCAUUUCACCCCAGAUUUGUGGAGGUUGCUUCACAUUCCAUGUAGGAUCAAUCCACUGAUCAGUGACCCUGUUAUCAUUGCAAGUGGUAUCACAAAAAACAACACCAGCAAAUGCGUGACAGAUGCAUCUGGCGCAAGCAGCUAAACCGUCGAGGAAGUACGAUGAAGUAAUUAUGCCAGCUUUGCAACACACCCAAGCCGAAGUAUGCAGUUGUGUUUUGAUUUUAGUACUCUAGCUGAUUGACCCAGAACUUGCACAGUCGGUUUGAACCUUGAAUUGAAAUCUUGACAUUUGAUUUUGCCAUAUCUUUGCGGAAAGAAGGCAAACAAGCCAGCCAUUUGACAUGUUAGCAAUUUCCUGCAACUUUCCCAAAUCAGGAUCCUCGGAAGUACAUCCAUUUUCUGCUGCAAAUACCACACUAUUUAGCACCUGUGUGCUGAGAGAGGACCCUGCCGCACAAGGUACCCAUCCCCAAUUUGAAAGCGUUUGCUGCAGAUCACACUGCCGUCCUUCAAUGGGCUUUGAGCCGUAUUUCAGUCCAACGCCUGCGUCACAGCUGGGUCAUGCAGUGUGCGAAGCAAGCGCUGAGAGUCAACGCCAGCUGUGCGGCUUAUGUCUUUGAACCUGCUACUUGGCUUCUUCAUCGCUUCAUUUGAAGCAUCAAAUCUGUCAACGCUUGAACCCGAACCUCGCUACAGCUGCCAGAGGAUUUUGGAUGCAUUCGAUGUGGCUGCAGCCGAUGUGGAA